AGUGUUUACGGAAGUGACGUCUGACGUUUCGUGUUCCGCACAGGCGUCCAGGAACGAAGAAAAAAACCACGAAGCUCAGGCGAGAAGCGCGCUUAUAGAUCAUAAAGGUCAUAAAGGUCGGCGACCAGCGCGGUUGUGGUCAUGUGUGCGACGCCGAGGAGCGCCCGCGGCUGAGGACCGGCGCUUUAACUGACGCGAGUGCCGCGGCGAGGUUUGUUUAUGUGUCGCGAGACGCCCCGGUCGGGUUAAGUGAGUUAUUAAUCGUUCGUUAGAGUUUAAUUGCUGUCGAAUGAGUGUGAAGAUGUCGACCAGCAGCCCCGAGGCGGUGAAGAAACUCCUGGAGAACAUGCAGGCGGACCUGCGCUCUCUGUCCAUGGAGUGCAAGAAGAAAUUUCCUCCAGUCAAAGAGGCCGCAGAGUCUGGCAUCGUCAAGAUCAAAACCAUCGCUGCUAGAAACACAGACAUCCUGGCAGCGCUGAAGGAGAACAGUUCAGAGGCGGUCCAGCCGUUCCUCAUGGGCUGCGGAACCAAAGAACCCAAAAUCACCCAGCUGUGUCUUGCAGCCAUUCAGAGACUCAUGUCACAUGAGGUCGUGUCCGAGGCGGCGGCUGGGAACAUCAUUAACAUGCUGUGGCAGCUGAUGGAGAACGGACUGGAGGAGCUCAAACUGCUGCAGACGGUUCUGGUGCUGCUCACCACUAACACCAUCGUACACGAUGAAGUUCUGUCCAAGGCCAUCGUUCUGUGUUUCCGCUUGCACUUCACUAAAGACAACAUCACCAACAACACGGCGGCCGCCACCGUCAGACAGGUCGUGACCGUGGUGUUCGAGAGGAUGGUGGCAGAGGACCAGAAAUUCAAAGGUCUGACGGAAGAGCCUCCAGCUGUCCCGGGCAACAGUAACCGGCGCUCCGUCAGCUCCCUGAGACCCAGCGCUAAAGACGCCUACAUGCUGUUCCAGGAUUUGUGUCAGCUGGUGAACGCGGACGCCCCCUACUGGUUGGUGGGAAUGACCGAGAUGACCCGGACGUUCGGCCUGGAGCUGCUGGAAUCGGUUUUAAACGACUUUCCUGAAGUUUUCCUGCAGCAUCAGGAGUUCAGUUUCCUGCUGAAGGAGCGCGUGUGUCCGCUGGUCAUCAAGCUGUUCUCUCCCAACAUCAAGUUCCGUCAGGGCAGCAGUAGCAGCGCGUCGUCUCCGGCGCCCGUGGAGAAACCCUACUUCCCCAUCUGCAUGAGACUGCUGCGGGUCGUCUCGGUUCUCAUCAAACACUUCUACAGCCUCCUGGUGACGGAGUGUGAGAUCUUCCUGUCUCUGCUGGUGAAGUUUCUGGAUGGAGAGAAGCCGCAGUGGCUGAGAGCCGUGGCGGUGGAGUCUGUGCACAGACUGUGUGUUCAGCCGCAUUUACUGCAGUCUUUCUGUCAGUCGUACGACAUGAAGCAGCACUCCACCAAAGUCUUCAGAGACAUCGUCAACGCUCUGGGCUCCUUCAUCCAGUCGCUCUUCAUCCUCCCCGGCGCAGGAAACACCUCGUCCACCAGCACGCCUGCAGUGGCUCAUGAGGUUUGGGAGGAGAUGGUGAACGCCUGCUGGUGCGGUCUGUUAGCGGCUCUUUCACUGCUGCUGGACGCUAGUACUGAUGAGACGGCUACAGAAAGCAUCCUGAAAGCCGAGCUGUCCGUGGCGUCUCUGUGCGGUCGUCUGAGUUUGGUGACGCCGCGUGACGCUUUUAUUACGGCUAUCUGUAAAGCGUCUCUCCCUCCUCACUACGCCCUCACCGUCCUGAGCAACGCCGCCAACCUGUCCAAUAAAGUGUACUCUAUCCAGGGUCAGAGUGUGCAGAUGGUCAGUCCGUCCAGUGAAUCUCACCAGCAGGUGAUAGCAGUGGGUCAGCCGCUCACCGCACAGCCGCAGGGCACCGUCGUGCUCACAGCGAAGAACAUUCAGUGCAUGCGGACGCUGCUGAAUUUGGCUCAUUGUCAUGGUGCUUAUCUGGGGACCUCAUGGCAGCUGGUUUUAGCCACACUACAGCAUCUGGUGUGGAUUCUGGGUCUGAAACCAGCUGUUGGUGGAGUUCUGAAGCCCGGGAGGGCUGUGGAGGGUCCGAGCACGGUUUUGACCACAGCGGUGAUGACCGAUCUACCCGUCAUAUCAAAUAUCCUUUCCAGACUCUUUGAAAGCUCACAAUACCUGGAUGACGUGUCUCUGCAUCACCUGAUAAACGCUCUGUGCUCUUUAUCCAUGGAGGCCAUGGAGAUGGCUUACGGAAACAACAAGGAGCCGUCUCUGUUCGCAGUGGCCAAACUGUUAGAGACCGGACUGGUUAAUAUGGACCGGAUCGAGAUUCUCUGGCGGCCGCUGACGGCUCAUUUACUGGAGGUCUGUCAGCAUCCUAACGCUAGAAUGAGGGAGUGGGGCGCAGAGGCCAUCACCUCGCUGAUCAAAGCUGGACUCUCUUUUAAACACGAGCCACCGCUGUCCCAGAACCAGAGGCUGCAGCUGCUGCUUCUGAACCCUCUGAAGGAGCUCUCCAACGUCCUUCACACCGAUAUCCGACAGAAACAGCUGGAGUGUGUCCUACAGAUCCUGCAGAACCAGGGAGACAGUCUCGGACCGGGAUGGCCUCUGGUGCUGGGGGUCAUUGGAGCGAUUCGCAAUGACCAGGGUGAAUCCCUCAUACGAACAGCCUUCCAGUGCCUGCAGUUGGUGGUGACCGACUUCUUACCCACAAUGCCUUGCAUGUGCCUCCAAAUUGUGGUGGAUGUAGCUGGCAGCUUUGGGCUCCAGAACCAGGAGCUGAACAUCAGCCUGACGUCUAUCGGCUUGCUGUGGAACAUCUCAGACUACUUCUUCCAAAGGGGAGAAGCUAUUACAGAGGAGCUGGAGAGGGAGGAAGCGGUUCUCUUGAAACAGGCCCAAGAUAAAGGUGAACCUCUGAACCGACCCUUCCACCCUGCGCCACCCUUUGACUGCCUGUGGUUGUGCCUGUAUGCCAAGCUGGGUGAGUUGUGCGUGGACCCACGGCCGGCUGUGAGGAAAAGCGCCGGCCAGACAAUGUUCUCUACCAUUGCUGCUCACGGAACGCUGCUGCAACCACUGACCUGGAACAUUGUGGUUUGGAAGGUUCUCUUUCAUCUGCUGAACUGUGUAAGGAAGUCCUCCACCACGGCCGACAAGGAAAAGAUCGAAUCCGGAGGUGGAAACAUCCUCAUCCACCACUCACGUGACACAGCAGAGAAACAGUGGGCAGAAACAUGGGUUCUGACUCUUGCGGGCGUAGCUCGGAUCUUCAACACCAGGAGAUACCUGCUUCAGCAGCUGGGUGACUUUUUCAAGGCUUGGGAAGUUCUGUUGGACCACAUCCAGUCCGCUGCGCUCAGCAAGAACAAUGAGGUUUCCCUCGCCGCCCUCAAGAGCUUCCAGGAGAUCCUCCAGCUAGUCACGCCCAUGAAAGACAUGGAUAAACUCGACGUUCUCGCAGCUAUGGACGUUCCUCCUGUCCUUAUGGAGUCUCUUCAAGGUUCUGGGCCAGGAAGACCCCUAGUCCGGUCUGAUUCCCUUGCCGAGCGACUAGUCCAGCGCUACGGCGCGCAACCUUCACUUCCACCACCUGGAGAGGAGCUGGACGACUCGGCCCUCUGGUGGUCAGCGUGGAACACUUGGUACCGGAUAGGAACCGAGUGCACACGACCCCCUAGUGGUGGAAAAGAUAAAUUAGUGUUCGUACCCAGUCAGCCUUUCCUGACGGCGCUAAUACAGAUUUUCCCAGCGUUGUACCAGCACAUCGCAGGAGGGUUCAGCAUGGAGGAUCUCAAGAAGCUGGGGGUGAUUCUGCAUGGAGCCGUGUCGGUCCCCAUAAGCUCAGACUCCUCGCCCUUCAUCUUGCCCUCCUACACUGAAGCGGUGCUCACCAGCCUGCAGGAAGCGGUCCUGACCGCCCUUGAUGUCCUGCAGAAGGCAAUUUGUGUGGGUUCGGAGAAUCUCCAGGUGAUGUAUCCCGCCAUCUUUGAGCAGCUCCUGCUGUUUGUGGAGUUCUCCUGUAAACCUCCUCAGUAUGGGAAGAUGGAGACCAAACAUGUGGCCAAUGCCAAAUACAACCAGAUCCAACUGUUUGCACCGGCGGAGUGGGUGGCCUUAAACUACGUGCCAUUUGCGGAGCGAUCUUUGGAGGUAUUGGUCGAUCUGUAUCAUAAAACAGCCUGCCACAAAGCCGUCAUCAACGAAAAAGCUCUACAGAACAUCAUCAAGACUCUGAGGAUUCCUCUGGGUCUGAAGUACGCCUGUCCUGCAGAGAGCACCUGGAAACUAGCCGUCUCUUCUCUGCUCAAAGUGCUUUCCAUUGGACUCCCUGUUGCUCGGCAACAAGCAUCCUCAGGCAAAUUUGACACAAUGUGGCCAGAGCUGGCGAACGCCUUUGAGGACUUCCUGUUUACCAAAAGCACACCUCCAGAUAAUCGGUCCAUACAAGAGUUCCAGAGGAAUGAAGCUAUAGAUGUCGAGGUGGUGCAGUUGAUCAGCACAGAGAUUUUACCAUUUGCCAAUUUCAUACCCAAAGAGUUCGUAGGUCGUAUCAUGAGCAUGCUCAAUAAAGGAUCGAUUCACUCGCAGUCGUCAUCGUUCACAGAGGCUGAGAUGGACAUCCGUAUGCGGGAGGAGUUCUCUAAGGUGUGUUUCGAGACGCUCCUGCAGUUCUCCUUCAGUAAUAAGGUGUCGACGCCGCAGGAGGGCUACAUCUCUCGUAUGGCGCUGUCAGUGCUGCUGCAGAGAGCUCAGGACGUGCUCCGACGAUUCGUGAAUGACGAGAGACUCAGUGGACGCUGCCCUCUGCCCAGGCAACAAGUGACUGAGAUCAUCUUUGUGUUAAAAGCCAUCAGCACUCUCAUGGAUUCCUUGAAAAAGACUCAACCAGAGAACGUGGAUGGGAACGUGUGGGCUCAGGUGAUCGCGCUCUACCCGACGCUAGUGGAGUGCAUCACCUGCUCGUCUCCUGAAGUAAGCUCCGCCCUCAAAGAUGCCCUGGGGCCCUUUAAAGACUUCAUGCAACCGCCUGUCUCCAAAGUGCAGAACGGCGAAUCGUGACUGAACGUUUUUAUUCCACCGCAAACACGAAUGUGACCGUUUCAUACGCCGCGCGCGAGGAAGAUUCACCCCCAUCGUCAUGGUAACUGUUGAUUGACAGCUCCAAUCGCAUCAUUCGAAGCUUCUUCUAAUACGAGCUGACGGUAGACUCUGAUUGGCCGACGACUUUAACGAUGUAUUAACUGCUACGUUAAAUUUGCAGUGUUUGUUGUUUUUAUGGGUUUUUGGCCCCGCCCCCUGGAGUUAAUGUACAGUGUUUGGUGAUUAGUGUUAAAGAUUUAAAUAAGAAUGACCUAUUUGGAUUGAAAAUCAUUUAAUAAGAGAACUACAAAUCAUAAUAAAUACAUGAAGGGUGGUCUUUUUUUUGUGUGAAAUUGUCUCAACAGCAAUGGAUUUUAUGCAAGAUCGUGCUGUAACAUUCCAUGUCAUCGUUAGUCGCAUUGAGAAGGGUGUGUACAAUAAUAAAUGGUACAGUUCUAUGAACAUCAAA
Molecule: messenger RNA, 5567 nt
Organism: Sinocyclocheilus grahami
Lineage: Eukaryota; Metazoa; Chordata; Actinopteri; Cypriniformes; Cyprinidae
Product: protein MON2 homolog
Exons: 33
Coding region: 290-5077 (1595 amino acids)
Source: RefSeq, a predicted model, not a curated record